Rotaria sordida is the source of this 999-nucleotide messenger RNA. The record is from the annotation of a GenBank genome assembly. NCBI's taxonomy places the organism in Eukaryota, Metazoa, Rotifera, Eurotatoria, Philodinida, Philodinidae.
AUGAGAUGUGAAGUGUCGUCUAUAGACAAUACUUGUCGUUUAACUCGACGACCAAUAGAUCAAGCUAUUCACAAUGGUUUGGACGAUACAUUGACAACAUUAAUACUUUCUAAUGAUGGAUUGGACGAUGCAGAGCAAGAUAAAUACUCAGAUUCUGUUAGCAAUGAUUCUGAAACUGAGUCAGAAAUGAUACCACCUUGCUCUACUGAUCUGUCAACAUCUGAAUAUUGGCGACGUAACUCCAUGAGACCUAGACGAGUCAAUCAUAAAAUGGAAACUCAAAUAUUCCAACAUCUUGCCGAAGCUCUUCGGAGUAAUAUGACCAUUUCAAGUCUUCAUGUUAGUCUUAUUGAAAUUAAAUUAGAAGGAAUCAAGUAUUUGGCUAAUGCACUUCAAAAUAAUACAACAAUGACCACAUUAAUGCUUAUUGAAAACAAUAUUCAAAAUGAAGGAGUACAACAUCUUGCCUAUGCACUCGAAAGAAAUUAUACACUGACUAAACUAACUCUUCAAAAUAAUGACGUCGGUGACGAAGGCAUAGAAUAUCUUUCCAUUGCUCUCGAGAAAAAUACAACACUGACUGCACUUGAUCUUGGAAAUAACAACAUUACAAAUCAAGGAGCAUCGCAUUUAGCAAAAGCUCUUAGAAAAAACAGAACACUUACUUCGCUGGAUCUUCGAGUUGGUUUAAUCGAUGCUGAUGGAGCCAAAUCUCUUUCUAUGGCUAUCAAAGAAAACAAAGCAUUGAGAGAACUUUAUCUAUUAAGCAAUCUUAUCCAAGACUCAGGAACACUGUUCCUUGCCAAAGCUCUUGAACAGAAUACAAUACUUAGCAUUCUCGAUCUUGGAAAUAACAAUAUAACAGAUCAGGGUGCACUUUAUUUGGCAAAGGCCUUGAAGAAGAACAAAACACUUCAAGAAUUAUGGAUUCGCUACAAUGAUAUUUCCUACGCAGUCAGUCAACAAAUAUCCCAACAGGACAAUCGAUAUCAUGCAUAA